Messenger RNA from Podospora pseudocomata, 685 nucleotides. RefSeq lists its product as uncharacterized. The transcript has 3 exons. Lineage: Eukaryota; Fungi; Ascomycota; Sordariomycetes; Sordariales; Podosporaceae. Bases 47 to 523 code for a protein of 158 amino acids. The record is from RefSeq and is a predicted model, not a curated record.
AAACAUUUUAUCCAUUUCCCCCUCCAUCACAGCACCCCCCAUCAAAAUGGUUGCCCUCUCCCUCAUCACUCUCGCCACGCUCCUGGGCUCUGCCCUGGCGAACCCUGUGCCGAUCUCAUCUUUUGAUGUUGAGAUCCCGGCCGCCAAUGCUUCCGAGGUGGACAAGCGCCAGGCUGCAGAGGGAGUCUACCUUUUGAACUGCGGCCCUCCAUCCAACCCGAAUACAUACCACCCUGUUGUUUACUGCCCCAACAUCUCCAACUGUGGCCGCAUCCCCUCCAACAACAACCUCUGCUACGGCCCCACCAAGUGGGAGACUUCCACUGGCUCUUGCAGGUUCCCGACUGGCGUCACUUUCACCUGGAAUAUUGUGGCUAACGCCCAGGAGUUCCCCUACUUUGCCGUGGUUGGGAGUGGGAACAAUGGACGCCCGCGCCCUUUCACCAUCCGCAAGGAUAACCAGGGUGUUUUGUACAGGGAUGGUCAGGGAUACGACUGCAGAGCCAUUUAUGUUGCUGUGUAGGUUGUAGGAACUGUUUGUGGGCAGUAGGUAGAUGCUUUGCUGGUUGUUGGUGAGGACUUCGUUCGUUUCUACUGGUUUUCACCAAAGUCAAUAUCAAAGCAAAUACGUAGUUCAAAUCGUGUGCUGUGCAUCAUGAAAAAUCCAAGACACCUUUCCCACCCA